AUGGAGGCCCCGAGCAGCCACGUCACCGCCUCCUUCUCCGACUGCGACGACAGCGUCUCCAUGGAGGACGCGGCGCCCGACGCGGACGUGGAGGCGCUCCGCCGCCUCUCCGACAACCUCGCCGCCGCCUUCCGCUCGCCGGACGACUUCGCCUUCCUCGCCGACGCGCUCGUCGCCGUGCCGGGCGCGCCCGACCUGCGCGUGCACCGCUGCGUGCUGUCCGCGCGGAGCCCCUUCCUGCGCGCCCUCUUCAAGCGCCGCGCCGCCGCCGCCGGGUCGUCCGGCGGCGUGGAGGGGAACCGGCUGGAGCUCCGGGAGCUUCUCGGCGACGAGGUCGAGGUCAGGUACGAGGCGCUGGAGCUGGUGCUCGACUACCUGUACAGCGGCCGCGUCCGCGACCUCCCCAAGUCGGCGUGCGCCUGCGUCGACGAGGGCGGCUGCGCGCACGUCGGCUGCCACCCCGCCGUCUCCUUCAUGGCGCAGGUCCUCUUCGCCGCAUCCACCUUCCAGGUCGGCGAGCUCGCCAACCUCUUCCAGUUCUCUAUUGUUCUAUUGUUUCAUGUUUUUGAGAAGCGAGUACUAACCCAUGUUAUGCCCUUCUUUUCCAUGCAGCGGCAUCUCCUUGAUUUCCUUGAUAAAGUUGAAGUGGAUAACCUUCCGUUGAUCUUAUCUGUUGCAAACUUAUGCAACAAAUCUUGCGUGAAACUGUUCGAGAGAUGCAUGGAGAUGGUAGUCCGGUCAAAUCUUGACAUGAUUACUCUAGAGAAAGCAUUGCCUCAAGAUGUCAUCAAGCAAAUUACUGAUUUACGGAUAACUCUUGGAUUAGCUUCACCCGAAGACAAUGGCUUUCCUAACAAACACGUAAGAAGGAUACUCAGAGCACUUGAUUCUGAUGAUGUGGAGCUUGUCAGGAUGCUGCUCACAGAAGGGCAGACUAACCUUGAUGAUGCAUUUGCAUUGCACUAUGCUGUAGAACACUGUGACUCAAAAAUUACAACAGAACUUCUGGACAUCGCACUUGCGGAUGUUAAUCUCAGAAACCCAAGAGGUUAUACUGUUCUUCACAUCGCCGCUAAGCGGAGAGAUCCUAAAAUCGUUGUCUCCCUUUUAACCAAAGGUGCCCGGCCUUCAGAUUUUACAUUUGAUGGAAGAAAAGCAGUUCAAAUCUCAAAGAGACUCACAAAACAUGGUGAUUAUUUUGGGAAUACUGAAGAAGGAAAGCCGUCUCCCAAUGAUAAAUUAUGCAUUGAGAUAUUGGAGCAAGCUGAAAGAAGGGAUCCACAACUUGGAGAAGCAUCACUUUCUCUUGCAUUGGCUGGUGACUGUCUUCGUGGAAAGUUACUGUACCUUGAAAACCGAGUUGCUUUGGCAAGGAUAAUGUUUCCAAUUGAGGCAAGAGUAGCAAUGGACAUUGCUCAAGUGGAUGGUACUUUGGAAUUUACCCUUGGUUCUAGUACAAAUCCACCUCUGGAGAUAACAACCGUUGAUCUGAAUGAUACUUCUUUCAAAAUGAAGGAGGAACACUUAGCUCGGAUGAGAGCCCUCUCCAAAACAGUUGAACUCGGCAAACGUUUCUUCCCACGCUGUUCAAAUGUGCUGGACAAGAUCAUGGACGAUGAACCUGAGCUGGCUUCCCUCGGAAGAGAUGCAUCCUCCGAGAGGAAGAGGAGGUUUCACGACCUGCAAGAUACGCUUCUGAAGGCGUUCAGCGAGGACAAGGAGGAGUUUAACAGAACGACAACCCUUUCAUCUUCGUCAUCGUCGACGUCCACUGUAGCAAGGAACUUGGCAGGUCGAACUAGGAGAUGA
Messenger RNA from Triticum turgidum subsp. durum (durum wheat), 1809 nucleotides. The record is from the annotation of a GenBank genome assembly. Lineage: Eukaryota; Viridiplantae; Streptophyta; Magnoliopsida; Poales; Poaceae.